This is a messenger RNA of Tetrahymena thermophila SB210, 675 nucleotides long. RefSeq lists its product as hypothetical. Lineage: Eukaryota; Ciliophora; Oligohymenophorea; Hymenostomatida; Tetrahymenidae. The transcript is spliced from 3 exons. The record is from RefSeq and is a predicted model, not a curated record.
AUGAAGAGGGAUUUUAAUUUGAGAAAUAUUUAUAAAAAAUCAAAAAAUUAAAGUAAAAGAAAAAGAAAAUAGUGUUCUAAAAAGCUCAAUCAAGUUAGUUAAAUAAAUAUAAAAAAAGGUUCUUCAAAACAAAAUUAAAAUAAUUUCAACCAGAAGGAUUUAGGUUUAGAUAAGACUAAAAGAAGCUUUUCGAUUGAAAAAUAUAAUAAUAAUUAUUUAUAAAUUCAUAAUUAGAUUAGCAGGAAAUAAUAUUAAUAAUUACAACUCCAUUAUAAUCAAUUAUACCACAAAACAAAAUCACUAAUAAAUAACUAACAAACUAUUCAGAGAACUUAUAAUCUAACUAACUAACUUACUAACUAGAUCGAUAAUUGUAGUAUUGAGAAUAGACGCUCUGAAAAUAUAACAUAAACUACAUCAUAUUAUAAAUAAAGAACAAACCUAUUAUCAACAAAAUAUAUUCAUUCUUAAAUACAAUAUAACAAAUGGCUGGUGAUAUUAUUUAUUAACUACUUUCAGAAAACAAAAAAUACAGAAUCAGCAUAGAAGGAUAAAUAAUUCUUGUUAGUGAGCUAAAAAAACGUAUCAGCCAAGAGUUAGGUACUGCAUAAUACUCAAUAAUCAUAUUCAAAUAUAUAAAUAAAUAUAUAUUCAUUAUUCUCAAAUCACUACUGA